UGCAUCACCAAGAGGCUCUCAAGCCCCGCCCCCGCGUUGGCCUGGAAACCGAAGCGCGGCGUCGGUGGAACUGAAAGGCACGCGGCACCCAGAGGCCUAAAACGUUUUUUUUCCCGCCUGGUCGCGUGGGUCCGGUCUCUUUGAGGGUCGCGGUAUUUUUCUGGGACCAUAGGCGUUUUUGUUUCGUGAGCCUUGAAGUUCGUAAAGCCGCUCGGUUCAUGCUAGCGCUAAGCUAGCUGCUACAGACGGAACAUUCUCUGGAGUUCUAUGCCGAGCCUCAGGUGAACAGACACCUACACGUCAGUCCUGUUCACCUGCUCCUGCUACAGGAUCCACUCAGCGUGGGGUGGGGGGUCAGAUAACCCACCCUGUGUUUUGGUUUCCAGAGUGUAGCCCCUCACUUCCGGUAUAAACUCAAUUUCCUGGCGGGAAUGACACCGGUGCCUGACAAUGCCAGCAGGUGAGGGGGAGGAGCCAGCAGAGACCCGGGAAAGAUUCAAUGAUGCGUUUGAGGUGUAUACGGAGUCCAGGAGGAAGAAGUCCAGGAAGAAGAGCGCAGAGAAGGAGACGGUGGUGCUCCAGAACCUGAUCAAAGAUCUGCACCUUGGGAGGGACUCCGAGGACGACCGGACCGCCCUCCAGAACCACAACCGGGGGGCGGAGGUGGUCAGCACCAGGAGUAAGAGGGAGCUGCCCCCCCUCCCUGCCACAGGGGACCUGGGGGCAUCUGUCAAACAGGAGGAGGGGGGUUCUGAGUCCAGGAAGGCUUUAGAUUCAGAGGGGGGGGGCAAAAGGAGAAGUCAGAAAAGCAGCAGAACCGCAGACGAUGAAGACAAACUUCUGCAGGAAUAUCAGCGCAGAAUCGCACAGGAAGCCAGCGGGAGGGGGAGAGACGGCCCCCCCCCAAAGAACAGCAAGAAGAAAAAGAAAGCUGUGACCACGGAUGGGGGGAGUCCGCCGGGAGGGGGCCAAACCCAGGAGCAGCCCAGGGGAGGGGGCGAGGAAAAACAAGGGGGGGGUGGAGGUGAGGAGGACGACCUGGUGUUGGGGGUGUUUGUCCACAAAAGCGACCCCCUCAGGACGGAUCUGCUGAUCUCACACCCCAUGGUGAAGAUCCACGUGGUGGAUGAGAGGACGGGCCAGUACGUGAAGAAGGACGACCGCCGCCGGCCCGCCGUCUCCUUCUACGAGGGGGAGAACGUGGACCACAUCCUGCCCGUCAUGACGCAGCCCUUCGACUUCAGGAGGAGGAAGUCCGUGGUUCCUGAGUGGGAGGAGCAGAUCCUCUUCAACGAGCGCUUCAGCCACUUCCUUCAGCAGGACGAGUGCAGCCCCAAAGUCCUGCUCCUCUUUGAGAUCCUGGACUUCGUGACCAUGGAGGAGGCGCGGGCCAACGCCGACGCUGACGGACACGAGAGCGGCUUUCGGAAAAUCGCCUGGGCGUUCCUGAAGCUGGUCGGUGCAAACGGCGUUCGGAACGUGGACAGUAAGCUCCGCCUCCAGCUCUUCUGUCCCCCCCCGCGGGCUAAAAGACAGCCUAAAACCAUCGAGGUGUUCGAGUGGUGGAGGAAGUUCCCCAGGAGCAAGUACGCCUCCACCCUGUACGUCACGGUGAGGGGGAUCCAGCUGCCCGCACACGUGGACCCCAGCACGCGCUCCAUGAUGGCGUUACAAGAGGAGAGGGGCAGUUCCUCCUACAGCGAGCUGCAGAAGCAGGUCUCCAGCAGGACCCCCCCCCAGACGGCUGACAGCCGGCAGCCGGAGCUGAGGUGGCGCCGUCUGCCCGGACAGGUCUGUAGCAUUCCCAACAAGCACGUCCUGGGCUUCCGGGGGGGUCACAUGGGCUGCUUCAGCGUGCUCUUCUCCAACGCUGGAAGCAUCCUGGCAGCUGCCUGCGCAGACAGAGACGCUUUUCCUGUUGUAGUGUAUGAGAUUCCCUCUGGGAAGGUGUUGGCCGCCUUCAGCGGUCAUCUGAGGAUCGUGUACGACCUGUGCUGGUCCAGAGACGAUGGCCGCCUACUGUCGGCCUCUUCCGAUGGAACCGUCAGGGAGUGGAACGUGGAGAAGCUCCUGGGGACAGCCCAAAAGGUUCUGCCUCAUCCUUCCUUUGUGUACUGCGCUCGGUACCAUCCCAGCGCUCAGAACCUGGUGGUGACCGGUAGUUUUGACUUCCUGGUCCGCGUGUGGAGGCUGGAUGUCAGCGACGUGAACGGGCAGCUGCUGCAGGAGUUUGACGGCCACAGCAGCUUCAUUAACAGCCUCUGCUUCGACUCAGCAGGAACCAGAAUGUUUUCUGCUGACAACAGCGGUCUCAUCAUGGUAUGGAAGACAGCGGUGAGUCACGACGGGCCACAGUCGUCCUGCCGUCACUGGUGUGCAGAGAAGAAGCUGGAGGAGGCGGAACUUAGGGGAGUUCCCAUCAGCAUGCUGCAGCUCCAUCCAAACGGGCGCUUCCUGCUCGUGCACGCCAGAGACGGCCUGCUCAGGAUGAUGGACCUGCGGAUUCUGGCAGUGAAGAAGUACUUGGGCGCCACCAACUACCGGGAGAGGAUCUGCAGCACCGUGACCCCCUGCGGGACCUGGAUCUUCUCUGGUAGCGAGGACGGGAUGGCGUACGUCUGGAACGCUGAAACAGGUGACCAGGUGGCGGUCUACUCCGAGCUGGGUUACUCCAGUGCUGUGCACGCCGUCGUCUUCCACCCUCAUGAGAACAUGGUGGCGUUCUGUGCGUUUGGUCAGGGCCAGCCUGUGCACGUGUACCUGCACGACCACAAAGUUACCCAGUUGCAGAGUCUGACCGCGGCGAGUAGGUCUGCAUCGGACAUCAGGACGCUCAGGAGCACCCCCGACCCCCCCUCGGGCAUGGAGGCUGCGACGCGGGCCCUAAAGCUGCAGAGCAUCCAGCAGCGCCUGGAUUCGGUUCUGAACACGCUGGGACAGACCUCUCCAGGCUCCUCCCACGGUCCGGGGGGAGCCACACUGGAACAUGCCUCCUAUACUUUUGCAAACAGAAGCAGCCUCGGUGCAAGUAGGCGGGGCCUAGCGGCAGACGACGGCGCUGUGGAGUUCAGCGCCUCGCUUUCCCCCCGCCUGCAUCACGCCAGGACCCCCCCGGCAGGCCGCAGCCGGGGGGUGAGUCCGGUCAGUCAGUUCGCCCCAGGACCGUGUGAGCCAAUCCAGGUGGUCUCCCUCUUCGACUACAGAGCGAGUCGUUCAGAUGAGCUGAGCCUGCGGCGCGGUGACGUCAUCCAGGUGCUGCACAAGGACAACCAGACGUGGUGGUUCGGGCGCAUGCGCGGCGGCCUGAAGGGCUACUUCCUGUCCGCUUACGUUGUGGAUCAGAGAGACUUCAGUGAGCAGAACACGGACGCACUGCUGGAUGAGGAGACUGCCACGAGGGCCACGCCCACCAGGGUCUCUGCUGCUGUCAGCUCGUCCGGAGAGCUCAGGUUUCUGUCCGAACCCACUCUGUCAGACACUGAACCAGAACUGACUGACGCCAGCAGAACCAGAAGAAAGAAGAAGGUGAAAAAGCCUGGAGUUCCUGUGUCUUCAUCUCAGACUACAGUUUCUGACGCAGAUACUUCUGGGUCGACCAGAACCAUAAGAGGCAGACCUCUGCCACCGAGACCAGCGGGGAGGUCCAACAGGGCCUUUGAGGCCGACACGUAAACUGUGGACAAACCCAGAGAGCCGUUCUGAUGUCACUAAUACUCCACAGCAUUAUUGCUGCGUUCUCCGUCAGAAAUUACCCAAAGAUCUUUGGUGUUUGAGGCUGCAGGUGUUUGUGUGAGGAACAAGAACAUUGUGUUCAGGAAAGUUUUAUUUUGUACUAUUUACAGUAAAAACCCGUGAAACAA
Messenger RNA from Oryzias latipes (Japanese medaka), 3860 nucleotides. RefSeq names its product Abelson helper integration site 1 (gene ahi1). Gene Ontology annotation, cellular component: ciliary basal body. The record is from RefSeq and is a predicted model, not a curated record. Gene Ontology annotation, biological process: motile cilium assembly. Gene Ontology annotation, molecular function: protein binding. NCBI's taxonomy places the organism in Eukaryota, Metazoa, Chordata, Actinopteri, Beloniformes, Adrianichthyidae.